AUGAGGUGGUUUGCUAAUCAGAAAAGGGUGGAAAGGUUCUUUACUGUGGGGGACUGGGUGUACCUCAGAUUGCAGCCCUACAAGCAGACUUCAGUGCACAACAAAAAGCUUGGUAAGCUUGCUCCAAGGAGAAGCAGCAUUACUGGCGAGAAAAUAAAUGGUAAUUGGUUUGAUGCGCAUGCAACAUUCUAUGGUGACAUGCGUGGUGGAGCAACCAUGGGGGGAGCUUGUGGGUAUGGUAAUCUUUUUGAACAAGGUUAUGGCCUCGCGACAACAGCCCUAAGCACUGCACUCUUCAACAAUGGAGGCACUUGUGGUGCUUGUUUCGAGAUCAUAUGUGUCAAUGAUCCACAUUGGUGCAUACGAAAUACUGCCAUAAUCGUCACCGCCACCAAUUUAUGCCCUCCUAGCAAUCACCCUAGUGCAAACUGGUGCAACCCCCCACUUCGACACUUUGACUUGUCCAUGCCCAUGUUCACAAGACUUGCAUAUUAUAGAGCUGGGAUCAUCCCUAUUAAGUAUCGCCGAGUCCCAUGCAAAAAGCAUGGGGGGGUUAGGUUUCAGAUAAUGGGAAAUCCAUAUUUUUUGCUUGUAUUGUUGUACAAUGUUGGAGGUGCUGGUGAUGUUUCUAAUGUCAAAAUUAAGGGCUCUCGUACUUCGUGGAUUCAAAUGUCGCGUAACUGGGGCCAAAAUUGGCAGAUUGGCACACCAUUGGUAGGGCAAAGCUUGUCAUUCCUAGUGACUACUAGUGAUAGAAAAACGUUGAAGUUUGUGGAUGUUGUACCUCAUAAUUGGCAAUUUGGUCAAAAUCAUCAGGCCAAUAUUAAUUUUUAG
Molecule: messenger RNA, 834 nt
Organism: Quercus robur (English oak)
Lineage: Eukaryota; Viridiplantae; Streptophyta; Magnoliopsida; Fagales; Fagaceae
Product: expansin-A10-like
Exons: 3
Coding region: 1-834 (277 amino acids)
Biological process (GO): plant-type cell wall organization
Cellular component (GO): extracellular region
Source: RefSeq, a predicted model, not a curated record